GUUAAGAGAGCGACGUUGCAUACGGCAGUUGGUAAUACUGUAAUUGCUGGAAGUGUUGCAGGAGGACUGGCUUUGGUACCGUAACUUAACACAAUUGUUAGCGGGAUCGCGACAUUUACUUGCGUUUGCAGUUACCACUUACCAGUACCUCUUCUUCACGUAAAGCCUCCCCCUUACCUCAUUCCGAGCAUCACGAGACGUAGGAGCUACAAUUAUAAAUAGCUUCAAGUUUAUGCAUUGUCUUGCUAAUUCUUGAAACGGUUAAGAUCCCACUAAUCUCUUAGUUACAUCCACAAAGAAGCAACCUAACUACACAUCAAUGGCUCCACGAAUAUGGCAGUUGUGGUUGCCACCAGAUAUCGCUCACGGCGCUUUGACCGACGAACCACGCCGUUUCGCAGCCCUAGCAAGAUGCGUGUGUGCCGAGGUCGAUGGCGCUUUGCGCGACGAGGCGGACCCCAACCGCUGGCAUCGGCUUGUCAAGUGGCUAACGUACAUCAAUACCUUCACCAAUCUCCACCCCAUGGAGUACGACAAGAGCGAUGUCCGGGUUGGAUCCGAGAACCAGGCCUUAUACGACAUCCCACCCACUACCACCUCCGGCGUCCCUACUGUGAUGGAAGCUACUGCCACCACUACGAGUGCUGCUACAGCCGUCACUGCUGCUGACGUGGCUGCUGACGCGGCGGCGCUAGCGGGGGCCUUAUGGCGGGCGGUGGAGGAGUCGGAGGGGGAUGUGGAGGUGCAG
Messenger RNA from Astrephomene gubernaculifera, 748 nucleotides. The record is from the annotation of a GenBank genome assembly. NCBI's taxonomy places the organism in Eukaryota, Viridiplantae, Chlorophyta, Chlorophyceae, Chlamydomonadales, Astrephomenaceae.